This is a messenger RNA of Sphenostylis stenocarpa, 684 nucleotides long. The record is from the annotation of a GenBank genome assembly. NCBI's taxonomy places the organism in Eukaryota, Viridiplantae, Streptophyta, Magnoliopsida, Fabales, Fabaceae.
AUGGCUUCCUCGUGCCGAGGCUAUUCCAAGGCCCAAAUGUGCUUCUUCAAGAUUCUCCGCAUAAUUUCAUCCACUCCACCCUCCCCAGAACAACAACAACAUGACGAAGAAGAACCCUUCCCCGCCAAAGGGGUCGGCAUCGAUUUGAAUCUCAGAUUCUCUUCCCUUACGGAAUCCGAAUCUUCUAGAAGCGAUGACAACGCCUCUGCCACGAUUCAAAACAGCAUCGGAGAAGAACAAGAAGAAGGGUUUCCAGAGAAGAGCGUUCAACUUUCAGAGAAACUCGACAUCAACGAUAACAACAAUGAAGUUAACGACGUUCGAACGGCGUCGUUCCAGGGGCGCGAUAGUAAUUGUCUCGAUUUGCUUAUAAAAGCGGCGAGAGUGGUGUCUGGAAAAGAUGAGUCUGACUCGGAGGACGAGAGGGGACUCGAUACAGAGUUAACCCCUCAGAAAGCGAGUCAGGAGAAACGGAAAGAUAGGUGGGUUGUUGUCGAUAUAUACGGCGACGUCGUGGAGGAGCGAGAGCCUGUGGUCCGGUCCAAGCGAGGGAGGAACCAAGCGUUGCCGUACCGGUUCAGAGACUCGGUGGUCGAACCGUUGAAACGCGCCACUCGUUCUCAGAGACCGCCGUCAACCCCACCCCUUACAAAACGACUUCUAAGGUCGUCGUCCACAACGUAA